This is a messenger RNA of Oncorhynchus tshawytscha (Chinook salmon), 4187 nucleotides long. RefSeq names its product atrophin 1 (gene atn1). Lineage: Eukaryota; Metazoa; Chordata; Actinopteri; Salmoniformes; Salmonidae. Gene Ontology annotation, cellular component: nucleus. The record is from RefSeq and is a predicted model, not a curated record. Gene Ontology annotation, molecular function: transcription corepressor activity. The transcript has 6 exons. Bases 89 to 3277 code for a protein of 1062 amino acids.
GAGAGAGGUGGGGCAAUAGUAACCCCAAUAAUAACCCCCUACCACUAGGAAACCCCCAAGCUCAACCAUUGGGUUACCUGCAGCCCCCAUGCUAAACCGCGAUCCCCCUUCCUCACCCCAAAACAACCCCAGCCACCCUACCCUACCUCCCCACCCACAUCCUCAAAGCGCCUCCAAACGAGACUACCCCCCAUCGAUGGACCAGGGACAGACAAGGCACAGUUCCCCCUCUGGACCAGAACACUUCCACAGAGAGUACCCUCCUGGGGCCAAGGACUAUCCCCCUGGUGGCCCACCCUCCACCGGCCCGGCCCGUGAGUACCCCAGCCCUCCCGGAAUGACUCCAAACCUGGGCCGAGACUACCCAGGUGGACCUCAGAUCCCCCAUCUGCCCCACCCCCACUUUCCAGCCCAGCAGCCCAGAGACAGGGACCGAGAGAGGGAUACCAACCAGCGAGAGUCGUCUCUGUACCAAAACCGUGGCGGUCCCCCCCAACCCCCUUCCCUUUCUCCCUCCUCUUCCUCCUCCACUCCUCAUGGACACCCUCCGAAUUCUCCUUACCCUCCUCCGCCACCUCCUCCCACUCUACCCACUCCCCAAACCUCCCUCGCUCAGCCCCAACCCCCCUCCGGCCUGGGACCCAAUCACGUUCGUCCGGCAAAUUACCCUUCCUCCAAUCAGACUCCUGCAACACCCCUCUCUCCUUUACUAAACCCCUCGACCAAUCAGAUGGGAGGGUUUCCUUCCUACCCGCCAGGCUCCUCCUCCGGGGCCAACAUGUCACUUCCUGGUUCAGGUGUGUCACCUGGCUGCCGGCCCUCACCCUUCCACAGCACUUUGAACAGCCACGCCCCCUUCAGCGGCCCCUACCACUCCAAUGGGAACAGUGGGAACAACCUUGUCCCGACUAACAGCAAUAGUAACAGUAGCAGUGGCAGCAGCCAUACCAACUCUCUCUCUCAGUCCCUCUCACCUCAAAACGCCUCAAAAGGACCCCCACCUCUUAGUAACCCCGGCAACAACAAUGGCACUUCGGCCCCUGGCUGUAGCUCCUCACUUCCUAGAGAUGGGCAUUCUGAUUCGUCCACAGGUCCACCUCCCCCACCUGUCAUCAAGGAGGAACCAAUAGAGGAGAGGGAGGAGAGUGAAAGCCCACCUCCUGUUUUAAGAAGCCCCUCCCCUGAGCCCAAGCCGGUGGACAUUCCGAUCCACGCCAGCCAAUCAGCACGGUUCCACAGGGUUCUAGAUCGGGGCAGUGGAAACUCCUGCGCCCGCAGCGACGUUCUCUUCGUCCCCCUGGACGGCUCCAAACUGUGGAAGAAGAGGAACGAGGUGAUCGAGAGAGCCCGGAGAGAGGUGGAGCAGAGGGCCAGAGACCUGAGGGAGAAAGAGCGGGAACGAGAGAGGGAGAGAGAGAGGGAGCGGGACCUGGAGAGGCAUCUACAACAACAGAAGGACAAUAACAAUGUAAAUAUACAACGCCAGGGAUCCUCUCUCUUCUUCCCCUCCUCUUCCUCCAUCCUCCUCGACCCUAACUCCUCUUCUUCAAAUCCUGGGUCUCACCCUCAACCUCACCCCCAGCAGCACCACUCCCACCCUCACCCCCACGCUCACCUCCACCCCUCCCACCUCCACCCCUCCCUCUCUCAACACAUCCCACACUCCCUCCUCAUGCAGUCUAUGGGGGGUUCAACGGUGGUUGGCCCACAGGGGGCUCUGGGGAUCGGGUUAGGAGGGCCGUACCUGGGCCCUGACACCCCGGCACUGCGGACCCUGAGCGAGUACGCCCGGCCCCACGCCAUGUCCCCCCUCGGGGCUAGUCGCCAACACCAACACCCACAUGUCCACCAUCAUGGCCACCCUCAUGGCCACCCCCAUGUCCACCCCUCCUUCUUCCUCCCCCAGUUCCAGAACCAUGCUCUGGCCCACCCACAUCACAUGCCUGCUGAUGCAGCCACAGCGGCAGCCAUCUUGGGUUUCCUCUAUGGGGGCAGUAUGGAGGGAGGGCCAGGGGGGCAUGGAGGAGGACAUGGGGGGAUGGGGGGUGCAGGGUUAGGGGGGAUGGGGUUUCCCCAUGCAGUGGCAGCCCACCGUGAGCGCAUGAAGCCAGGGUUUGAGUUUAAGAGUGAGGACAGGGUGUACCAGCCGGGCUCCUUGGGAGAUCCUACGGCUCUCGCCCUCGCCCACUCCCACUCGCAUGCCCACGCACACGCUCAUGCACAUGCUCACUCCCUACUGCUGGGGGGAGGGGGUGGAGGUGAGGUGUCCAUUUACGGCACCCCCCCUCCCCAGGCUCCUCCACCCCCACCACCGCCCCUCCAGAACCCAGCGUUAGCCCCAGUGAGUCGCCUCCCUAACCCUCCUGCCGCCCCUCAGUCCCUCUCCAACCCUCCCCCCUUCUCCCUGCUUCCUCCCUCGCUCCCCUCUCACCCUGCACCUGCACCAGCCCCUCCACCCCCGGCCCCUGCAGCUGCACCUCUGCCCGCUCCUCCUCCACCCUCCUCCAACCCUGUUUCAUCCCUCCAUCACCCCGCACCGCACUCCUUUCCCAGCUCCCUCCCCCCAUCUCACCCCCCACCUGGCCCUGCCCCGGUGACCGCCCCUCCUGAGACCUACCCCCCUCCCACUCGCUCCCCCACCACCUCUGAGAGAGAGAGGAGUGGAGAGAGGGAGAGAGAAAGAGAGCGAGACAGAGCGGGGCUGCCAGCCGGUGGAGAGAGGGGACGAGAGAGGGAGCGAGAGAGAGAAAGAGAAAGAGAAAGAGGGGGAAGCAAUGGAAGUGGAGGAAGUGGUGGAAGUGGAGGAGGAGGAACAGGAGGAGAGAUUCCGGGGCGUCUUCAGAUGUUGAACGUCACGCCUCAUCAUCACCAGCACUCACACAUCCACUCCCACCUGCACCUGCACCAGCAAGACACAGCGGCGGGCGGGGUGCACCCCCUGAUGGACCCGUUGGCGUCGGGGUCUCCCCUGGCCCGCCUGCCCUACCCAGGGGCAGCGCUGGGCACCCCCAUCCUGGCACACCCCCUCACUGAAAGUGAGGUGCUACGACAACAACUCUUCGGCGCUCCGUUCCGUGAGCUGCCCCAACCCUCCUCUCUGACAGGUUCCAUGUCAGCGGCCCACCAGCUCCAGGCCAUGCAGCAGGCCCAGAGCGCAGAGCUGCAGAUCCAGAGACUGGCCCUGGAACAGCAGUGGAUCCACCACCACCACCACCACUCCCUCACCCAGGACGAGUACUACAGCCACUUAAAGAAGGAAAGCGACAAGACCCUGUAAGGGAGGAAAAAGAGAGGGGGAACAAGCCCACGGAAGACCAACCCAAAGGAGGAAGAAGAGACCCUGUAAGGGAGGAAAAAGAGAGGGGGAACAAGCCCACGGAAGACCAACCCAAAGGAGGAAGAAGAGACCCUGUAAGGGAGGAAAAAGAGAGGGGGAACAAGCCCACGGAAGACCAACCCAAAGGAGGAAGAAGAGACCCUGUAAGGGAGGAAAAAGAGAGGGGGAACAAGCCCACAGAAGACCAACCCAAAGGAGGAAAAAGAAAAGAACAAAACAGAAGCACUAAGAACAAUGAAGGAAGCAUCAAACCAUAGGAACCUGAGGAGAAAUGAACUGAUUGCGAAACCAGAUGAAAAAAGGGAGAGAGGGAUGAGAGGAGUGAAAACGUUGCUCACAGUCUGUGUUGUCUGUACUAUACCAUAGCCCCAGACUCUGGGCCUAUCACAGCGUAUGUGUUUCAACUCCAGUUUUGUAUUGUGCCCUGUACAGUAUACUAGGUGGGAGCAGCAAUAUAAUGCAGUACAGUCUGGUGUAAAUUACCUUAUGCCAGGAAGAAUGUGUACAUGAGGCUCUCUUUUAUGUCAUUGCAUGUAGCUAGGCGCUUCUUCUGAACUGGUUGAACUCCUGGUUCUAUUUUUAGUAAUCGCCCUCUCUUUCCUAAACGGACGGGUGGUGUAUGAGUAUGCAUGAGACCAGCGAUUAACAAGUGUCAUAUUAUGUUAACGAUUAGUUGUAUUGUUAUUAUUAUUCAUGUCUGUUUGUUGAUAAUUCUAUAAUUCUAUAUACAUAUUAUUUGUAUUGUUAUUUUAUUACAUUUUCAUGGUAUGGCGGUUUCUUUAGUUUUUUAUUGUGAAACGAGAUGCAAAUGAAGGAAAAAGAUAAACUACAUCAUUUUUUGGGGAAAAUA